AUAGUCACUUCUUUCCUGUGCUUCUUCCUGUUAUCUCUCAAUAGUUUGAUGUCAUUAAUAUCGUGAGAGGUUAUGUUAUCAAUUUUUCAAAAUAUAUUUUAAAUUUGAGAAAUAUUUUUGAAAAAUAUAUUCCUAUAAAUCGCUGUUAUCGAUACAUUGAUAGAUAAUGAAAAUUAUCUUAUCAUUUUACCAAUUUACGUGACUAGAAAAGACAAAUAUCGACAAAAUGGAUAACAAAUCGCUGGAAAACGAGUCAUUACAAAACGUAAAAAGUGUAUUAAAAUUUCUGAAUUUAGUGCAUGAAUUAAAAUAUUCUGUGAGAAGAGGAUGGGAAAGAAGGGGUGUAGAAGGGGCUGAAACUAUUUCUGGGCAUAUGUACGCCAUGGCUAUGAUGACAUUUCUUUUACCGAACAACUCCAAUUUGGACAGAUUAAAGUGUUUGCAAUUAACAGUAAUACACGAUUUGGCUGAGUGCAUAGUUGGAGAUAUAACUCCUCAUGAUGGUAUUCCGGAAGAAGAGAAACACAGAAGAGAAGAUGAAGCUAUGAAAGAUAUUUGUGAAUUAGUUGGUGGUGAACAGGGACAAUUAAUGCAGGAACUUUAUAAGGAAUAUGAAACCAAAGCCACACCCGAAGCAAAGUUUGUUAAAGAUUUAGAUCGAUUUGAUUUUAUAUUCACCGCAUUUGACCUUGAAAAGAAAAGGAACAAACCAAGAGAAUUUCAAGAUUUCUUCGAUCAUAUGGAGGGACAAUUUGAACAUCCUUUAAUUCAGGAAUUAGUAAAAGGAUUGAAUGAGGAAAGAAAUCAAUAUGGAACAAAUUCUAAAUAAUUCUUAUAAUUUAUUUCAAAGACUUAGCUUAUUGUUGUUAAUCAUUUGUUAAAAUAUAAUAUAUAUUUGAUAUAUUUUAUUAAAUAAUGAUAGAAUUAGUAUCAAAUGUAAGUUAUUUCAAUCAUUCAUAACAAAAAAUAAAUAAAUUUAAACUUUGUAACACUAUAAA
This is a messenger RNA of Onthophagus taurus, 998 nucleotides long. RefSeq names its product 5'-deoxynucleotidase HDDC2. Gene Ontology annotation, cellular component: cytoplasm. The record is from RefSeq and is a predicted model, not a curated record. Gene Ontology annotation, molecular function: 5'-deoxynucleotidase activity. Lineage: Eukaryota; Metazoa; Arthropoda; Insecta; Coleoptera; Scarabaeidae.